This is a messenger RNA of Lobosporangium transversale, 2090 nucleotides long. RefSeq lists its product as hypothetical. The coding region runs from base 87 to 2045 and encodes 652 amino acids. Lineage: Eukaryota; Fungi; Mortierellomycota; Mortierellomycetes; Mortierellales; Mortierellaceae. The transcript has 3 exons. The record is from RefSeq and is a predicted model, not a curated record. Gene Ontology annotation, biological process: tRNA modification; negative regulation of cyclin-dependent protein serine/threonine kinase activity. Gene Ontology annotation, molecular function: tRNA-2-methylthio-N(6)-dimethylallyladenosine(37) synthase activity; 4 iron, 4 sulfur cluster binding. Gene Ontology annotation, cellular component: mitochondrion; cytosol.
CCACAUUCUCCGAGCCAUCCAUUCAAGGAACACCCAGACGCUCAUUACAAACAGAAGUAAAUAAUAACAACAGAAAGUAGACACACAUGCGGCUACAAUCCUCACUACUGUCUACCUCCACACGAGCUUCUAAGCGUGCCAUUCCAUGGGCGGUUGCUUUAACUAACAGUCGUACCCUAGCUACUACUACCAAUGUGAUUCCUGGAAAAUCUUCCAAUACCGACUUCAGUCCCAGUUCUAGCGAUGUCAAAACCAAGGCGCCCUCUACCAAAGUCGCACAAAAGAAGCAACAUCUCAUUUUUGGUAAUCGAGGCCCUUCUUUGCAAGAUUUCUUGAACUCAUCCUCCAUCAAAGCACAUGAUUCCAACACGCCGAAAGCCGACGUCUCUGCAGAGAAUGUGCCAUAUCUCUCUAUGCAGGGACGCAAGCUUGGCGAAGGAGCCAAAUAUUUUGUUGAGGUCUAUGGUUGCCAAAUGAACGUCAAUGAUACUGAGAUAUUGAUGUCAAUCAUGAACAGCGCUGGAUAUGUCAAAGCGGCCGAUCAGUCCGAGGCAGAUAUUGUAUUCCUUGUCACCUGUGCUAUCCGAGAGAAUGCGGAAUCUCGUAUCUGGAACCGUCUGACAGAACUUAAACGGGUGAAAUUGCGUGCAACAAAAGAUAAAGCACCCUUAGUGGGUGUAUUAGGCUGCAUGGCGGAGCGACUUAAAGACAAAUUGUUGGACUCGGACAAAAUGGUCGAUCUGGUGUGCGGUCCUGACGCAUAUCGGUCGAUUCCUCAUCUACUUUCGAUUUCCGAGACCACACAACAGGGCGUGGCGAACGUUAUGCUCUCAGCGGACGAAACUUAUGCUGAUAUUGUUCCUGUCAGGAUAGCUCCAGAAAGCUUUUCAGCUCAUCUUUCCAUCAUGCGUGGAUGCAACAACAUGUGCUCUUUCUGUGUUGUCCCUUUUACACGGGGCAAUGAACGAAGUCGCGCAGUAGAUUCGAUUCUUCAGGAGGUGAGACAGCUCAGUGACCAAGGAAUCAAAGAGGUGACACUUCUUGGACAGAACGUCAAUUCUUAUCGUGAUACAAGCGAAGAUGGUGUGAGUAUGACUAUAGGAGUCGGAUCAGAACUCAGCAAUGCCGGUUUCAAGACCAUUUACAAGCGAAAAGAUGGUGGGAUGCGAUUUACAGAGUUGCUUGAUCGUGUGUCCUUGGUUGAUCCUGAGAUGCGUAUCCGUUUCACUUCUCCUCAUCCAAAAGAUUUCCCUGAAGCAUUGCUUCAUCUAAUGGCAUCAAGGCCCAACAUCUGCUCUCAAAUUCAUAUGCCAGCUCAAUCAGGUUCAACAGAAGUUCUGUCGAGGAUGCGCAGAGGCUAUUCACGAGAAGCUUAUCUUGAACUUGUAGACAGCAUUCGAUCUAUUGUUCCAGGCGUGGCAUUGUCGUCUGAUUUUAUUACUGGGUUUUGUGGCGAGACUGAGACUGACCAUGAAGACACAAUGGAUCUGAUGAGACGAGUUGAAUUCGAAAUGGCAUAUAUGUUUGCUUACUCCUUGCGCACUCCUACUCACGCAGCUCGUCGGCUCCAAGACGAUGUUCCUGAGGAUGUCAAACUCCGAAGACUUCAGGAUAUCAUCAAAAUUUUCCACAAGGGGGCCGAGAACCGGCUCCGCGCUAGAGUUGGGCUUUCCGCGGGAGAAUGUGUGUUGGUUGAGGGACGCAGCAAACGAGAUAAGAGUCGUUGGGUGGGUCGUGCAGAUGGAGGAUACAAGGUUGUUUUUGAUGAUGACUUGAUCUUACCUUCGAUCGAAUCAUCAUCAACUCCGGCGGCUCAAAGUAGGACAGCAGGUCGAGUACCUAUUAAGCUGGGUGAUUAUGUACAAAUAAUGACUACCAGUGCCACGAGUACAUCUUUCCAGGGUAAGGCAGUUGCUCGUACUACCUUGUCUGAGUUUAGUUGGUAUCAAGCUAAACUGUUAACAGGACAUGUGCUACCAGGAUAUCGUGUCGCAUCGACGUCAGUCGCAUCACCACUAGUUGCUAAUAUGGGUGUUGGAUCUUGAACUUGUUGAGAUACAAUCUUGAGAAAAAUAGAUUAAUCAGGGUAC